AUGGCAAACGAACGCCCCAAUAUCGUCUUCAUCAUGGCCGAUGACCAUGCGGCCAAGUCGAUCUCGUGCUACGGCGCAGGGAUCAACCACACGCCCAACCUGGACCGCAUCGCGAAGGAGGGCAUGCUCUUCAACCACUGCUACGUGACCAACAGCAUUUGCACUCCCUCAAGGGCAGCCAUCCUGACAGGCCAGCACAACCACGUCAACGACGUGAUGACCCUCGACUCCAAGAUCAAUAAGCGCGGCCCCAACGUCGCCAAGCAGCUGCGCAGCCACGGCUACCAGACGGCCAUGGUCGGCAAGUGGCACCUUGGAGAGGGCAAGGAGCACGAACCCUCUGGAUUUGACUACUGGGAUGUCGUCCCGGGCCAAGGCGAGUACUGGGACCCUUCAUUCAUCGGCCAGAACGGUACCCGCAAUAUCCCCGGCUACGCCACCGACAUCAUCACCGACCUGAGCCUCGACUUCAUCAAGAAGCGUGAUACAAAGAGGCCAUUCUUCCUCAUGUGCCACCACAAGGCGCCGCACAGGAGUUGGGAAUACGACCCGAAGCACAAGGACCUGUACAAGGAGAAGGUGAAGGUUCCUGACACCUUUACCGAUGAUUACAAGAAUCGCGCCAGGGCGGCUAAGCUUGCCAAGAUGCGCGUGGCUGAGGACAUGACCUACUUUGAUCUGGGCAUUGUCCAGCCUGACGGAGGCUCCGAGAUUGGCGAGAAGAUGAUCAACGCCUGGUGGUGGACCGACAGGAAAAUUCCCGCGCCGGAGGAUGUCACGAAGCUAAAGCUGAUUGACAAGCAAGAUGGGACUGUCUUUACCUUCAAGACCCCAGAGGAGCUGGCGGACUUCAAGUUCCAACGCUACAUGCAGCGCUAUCUGCGCACCAUCCAGAGCGUCGACGACAACGUCGGCCGUCUCCUGGAUUUCCUCGACGCGGAAGGUCUCGCCGAGAACACGAUUGUCAUCUACACCAGCGAUCAGGGCUUCUUCUUGGGCGAGCACGGCUGGUUCGAUAAGCGCUUUAUGUACGAGGAGAGCUUCCAGAUGCCCUUCAUGAUCCGAUACCCCAAGGAGAUCAAGGCCGGCUCUGUCUGCAACGACAUCAUCUGCAACGUGGACUUUGCGCCCACUUUCUGCGACUUUGCCAACGUCACGAUCCCCACCUUCAUGCAGGGUGUCUCCUUCCGGUCGCUGGUGCAGGGCAAGACGCCCGAGAACUGGCAGCAGGUGGCCUAUCACCGGUACUGGAUGCACAACGACAUGAUCCACAACGCCUACGCCCACUACGGCGUGCGCGACCAGCGCUACAAGCUCAUCUACUGGUACAACGAGGACUUUUGCCUCGAGGGUGCCCGCCCCGGCGAUGCGGACCAGAAGGAGUGGGAGCUGUUCGACUGCGACGAGGAUCCGCUCGAGCUGUUCAACGUGUACGACGAUCCCAAGUACCAGGACGUGAGGAGGAAGAUGACCCUGAUGCUGGAGGCCAAGAUGGCUGAGAUUGGUGAUGUCCCGGUUCACGAGAUGCUCUCUCUGACGGUGUCGUGA
This is a messenger RNA of Thyridium curvatum, 1548 nucleotides long. RefSeq lists its product as uncharacterized. The coding region runs from base 1 to 1548 and encodes 515 amino acids. Lineage: Eukaryota; Fungi; Ascomycota; Sordariomycetes; Thyridiales; Thyridiaceae. The record is from RefSeq and is a predicted model, not a curated record. The transcript has a single exon.